AUGCCCGGUCGCCCUGCACCCCUCGCCUUGCCAACCUCAUACGCAGACCUUGGCCUCCAGCAGCUCAAGGUCUCCAACCACCCCGCCAACGCGCCAGGCGUGACCCCCAUCCAGAUCGUCACCCUCUACCGUCCCAACAACCACAAUGCGUUCACCAUGGUCAUGAGGACCGAGAUGGAGGACCUCUGGGGCAUGUUUGAUGUGGAUGACCGUGUCAAGGUCAUCAUCUGCACGGGUCAUGGCCGCAUGUUCUGUGCUGGCGCCGACCUCGACACUGGAUUCCACCAGACCGGCGAGACUGUCAAUGAUCACCGUGACGGCGGCGGCCGUGUCGCCAUGGCCAUUCACAGGUGCCGCAAGCCCACCAUUGGCGCUCUUAAUGGAUCCGCUGUGGGCAUCGGAAUCACCAUGACGCUUCCCAUGGCGAUCCGCAUCGCGUACAAGGACGCCAAGAUUGGCUUUGUGUUCGCCCGUCGCGGCCUUGUGAUGGAGGCCGCAUCGUCCUUCUUCCUCCCCAAGCUCAUCGGCAACGCCAAGACGAUGCAUCUCAUCACCACCGGCAGCGUGUACCGGGCCAGCGACAAGCUGUACGAGGGUCUGUUCACCGAGACCCUGGAGCGCGCCGACGACGUGCUUCCCCGCGCCAUCGAGCUCGCUUCUGAGAUUGCCGACAACUGCUCCAAUGUGUCUUGGGCACUCAUGCGUGACCUCAUCUGGCGCCCCACAAACUCGGCCGAGGAGCAGCACCUCCUCGAUUCGCGCAUCAUCUACCACAUGUUUAGCACGGCCGACAACAAAGAGGGCGUCAAGUCGUUCAUGGAGAAGCGCCAGGUCAACUUUAAGGGCACCCUCGAGACUGACGCGCCCUCGGCGUAUCCAUGGUGGACCCCCAUAGACAUUACACCGCGUGCGGCUGGCAGGCUUCCGGGUGGAGCAAAACUGUAG
Molecule: messenger RNA, 945 nt
Organism: Apiotrichum porosum
Lineage: Eukaryota; Fungi; Basidiomycota; Tremellomycetes; Trichosporonales; Trichosporonaceae
Exons: 2
Coding region: 1-945 (314 amino acids)
Source: RefSeq, a predicted model, not a curated record